UUUUCUGGUAGGAAUUGGUUCCUUCUGAUCAAAAAAAUAAAAGUCGGCUACCUCCACUCUUCGAACCCUAUUUCCCCACCUCGUCUUCGAGUCAUCACGAUUUUUACCUUUAUUUUACUCAUAUUUUGGAUACAGAUUGUAAUCUGAAUAUGGAUUUGGUGGCUAGUUGCAAGGAUAAGUUGCCAUAUUUUCGAAUAAAAGAACUUAAGGAUGUUCUCAUUCAAUUGGGGCUUUCGAAACAGGGGAAGAAGCAGGACCUUGUUGAGAGGAUAUUAAGUGCUCUCUCUGAUGAACAAGUUGCUAAGAUGUGGGCAAAGAGGACUCCUGUGGGGAAGGAGGAUGUAGCAAAACUUGUUGAUGAUAUAUAUAGGAAGAUGCCAGUUUCUGCCGCCACUGAAUUGGCAUCCAAGGGGCAGGGUAUGUCAGACAGCAGUACUAUUAAAAUUAAAGGAGAAGUGGAUGACUCCUUCCAAACUGAUAUUAAAGUUCGUUGUCCUUGUGGAAGCUCGUUGGAGACUGACAACAUUAUUAGGUGUGAGGAUCCAAGAUGCCAAGUGUGGCAACAUUUUGGUUGUGUUAUAAUUCCAGAGAAGCCUAUGGAAGGAAAUCCGGCAGUUCCUGAUUUCUUUUAUUGUGAGAUUUGUCGACUGAGCCGAGCUGAUCCUUUUUGGCUUACCAUUGCACAUCCUUUAUUUCCAGUGAAGUUGGCUGUUACAAAUGUCCCUACUGAUGGUACAAAUCCAAUGCAAAGUGUGGAAAAAACAUUUCAAAUCACUAGAGCAGACAAGGACUUGCUGACAAAACAAGAGUAUGAUGUCCAGGCAUGGUGCAUGCUUCUAAAUGACAAAGUCCCAUUCAGGAUGCAGUGGCCUCAAUAUGCCAAUUUGCAGGUUAAUGGUGUUCCUGUUCGUGCUAUUAAUAGACCUGUCUCCCAAUUGCUGGGGGCUAAUGGCCGUGAUGAUGGACCAAUUAUAACUCCAUGUACUAAAGAUGGGAUUAAUAAGAUAACUUUGACUGGAUGCGAUGCUCGUGUAUUCUGUUUUGGAGUUAGAAUCGUUAAACGACGAUCUGUUCAACAGAUACUCAACAUGAUUCCCAAGGAGAAUGAUGGUGAACAUCUGGAAGACGCUCUUUCUCGUGUUCGUCGUUGUGUUGGUAGUGGAACUGCAACAGAUAAUGGUGAUAGCGACAGUGACCUAGAAAUUGUUGCAGAUUUUUUUGGAGUCAACCUACGGUGCCCUAUGAGUGGCUCCAGAAUGAAGGUGGCUGGAAGGUUUAAGCCCUGUGUUCACAUGGGUUGUUUUGAUCUUGAAGUUUUUGUGGAGCUUAACCAACGUUCUAGGAAGUGGCAGUGCCCAGUUUGCCUGAAGAACUACUCAUUGGAGAAUGUUAUAAUCGAUCCUUAUUUUAAUCGCAUCACAUCCAAGAUGAGAAAUUGUGGAGAAGAUAUUACAGAGAUUGAGGUCAAGCCUGAUGGUACUUGGCGUGCAAAGGCUAAAAGUGAAAAUGAACGUAGGGAACUUGGUGAUCUUGCACAGUGGCACUCUCCUGAUGGUGCCCUAUGUGAAUCUGGCUGUGUGGAGGAUAAGUCAAAGGCUGAAACUUUGAAGCAGAUCAAACUUGAAGGUUGUUCAGAAGGGCAUGCAGGUUUGAAACUCGGAAUCUGGAAGAAUCACAAUGGGUACUGGCAUGUUAACCCUGAAGACGUAAUCACCCCAUCUGCUAGUAGAUUACAUGAAAGGCCUGAACAUCAUGAGCAGAAACUUAUCCCAAUGAGUAGCAGUGCUGCUGGAAGUGGCAAGGAUAGUGAGGAUCCCAGUGUAAAUCAGGAUGCUGCUGGAACUUAUGACUUUACAAGCAAUGGAGUUGAAUUUGAUUCUGUGCCUCUGAACAUUGAUCCAAGAUAUGAAUUUGCUGACCAAAACCAAUCUGCACCAGCAGGAAAUGCAGAUGUUAUUGUUCUUAGUGAUUCAGAUGAAGAAAAUGAAAUAUUGAUAUCUCCUCCAAAUGCUUAUCAAAACGACGCUGGUGGACUUAGUUUUCCAGUUGCACCUCCUGAAAUUUCUCAACCAUAUUCAGAAGAUCCAUCUCUCGGGCCUGCUGGUAAUUUGGGUCUUUUUACUCCCAAUGAUGAAUUUGACAUGCAUCUUUGGUCAUUACCUCCGGGAAAUCAAGAUGGCUCAGGGUUUCAACUAUUUAGUACAGAUACGGAUGUCUCAGACACCUUAGUUGAUCUGCAGCGUAAUUCUCUCAAUUUCCCUUCAACAUUGAAUGGUUACACAUUGGCUCCCGAGACAACAAUGGGAUCUCCACCCCUAGUCCCUGGUUCUUCCAUUGGUCAGACUGAUACAAAUAUACAUGAUGGCUUGGUGGAAAAUGCCUUCUUUGGUGGAGAAGAUCCCUCGCUUCAGAUAUUUCUUCCAACAUGUCCAGGUGCAUCAGCACAGUCUGAUGUGAGAGAUGAAGCUGAUGUAUCGAACGGCAUCCGUACUGAUGACUGGAUCUCACUUAGGCUUGGAGGUGGGGCAACUGGCGGCCAUGGGGACUCAACAACAACUAAUGGAUUGAAUUCAAGGAAGCAGAUACCUUCCAAAGAGUGUGCUGUGGACACUGGUUCUCUGUUGCUUGGUAUGUACGACAAUAGACAUGGGAAGUCAGGUAGGCAAAUAUCAGAGAGCCCUUUCUCAUUUCCUCGGCAAAAAAGGUCGGUUCGACCGAGAUUGUAUCUUUCUAUUGGCUCAGACACCGAGUAAUUGCAUUUGCUUAAAUUUAUGGAUAAAUCUGGUGAUCUCGUAUGGCCAUUUAAGAUGAAGCUUGAAAGUAAUUUUUUUUUAAGAAAGAAAACACCACCAUUGGAGAAGAAAAAAAGGGAAGCCAGGGGAAAUGUGUUAACAACUUUACCAAGAUCAGGACCGAGCUUGUGGCCUUGAUACCUACAAGUGUUGAAAGCUCAGCUUAUAAUUCUAGUUGUAGGCGUUACAGGCAAGCUGGUGUUUUACCCUAGGGCUAAAACACAGAUGAGAAGGUCGUUUUGAUUUUGAUUAAAACUGUACAGUUAAAUUGGAAUUGGGGAGAAAUAACCCAUCCUGAAGUGAACACAAAAGAAUCCGACCCAUUUUGCCUUUUUUGGUUGGGUUUGUAAAUUCACUCGAAUUCAUAGAGAAACACCUUUUUAUUUUAUUUUGGUUCAUUUUA
Messenger RNA from Hibiscus syriacus, 3195 nucleotides. Its product is annotated as E3 SUMO-protein ligase SIZ1-like. The record is from RefSeq and is a predicted model, not a curated record. Gene Ontology annotation, molecular function: zinc ion binding; SUMO ligase activity. The coding region runs from base 150 to 2753 and encodes 867 amino acids. The transcript is spliced from 17 exons. Gene Ontology annotation, biological process: protein sumoylation. Lineage: Eukaryota; Viridiplantae; Streptophyta; Magnoliopsida; Malvales; Malvaceae.